Molecule: messenger RNA, 3441 nt
Organism: Mya arenaria
Lineage: Eukaryota; Metazoa; Mollusca; Bivalvia; Myida; Myidae
Product: putative zinc finger protein 840
Exons: 8
Coding region: 2679-3356 (225 amino acids)
Biological process (GO): cell-matrix adhesion
Cellular component (GO): extracellular region; lysosome
Molecular function (GO): calcium ion binding
Source: RefSeq, a predicted model, not a curated record
CUUAUUUAUAAAUUUGUCAUUUUAUGUUCAAUUAGUUUUGGUAUAAACCGAACCAUGGGCCGCCAAAAAGGAAGACCAGUAAAAAACAAAGCAGAGAGUUCAUGUGAAGAAUCUGAUGAUGAGGUUGUUGGAAGGUUUGCCUGUGACCUGUGCCCAGUGGUGUUUCAGUUGUUCGCAGAAUAUACGGAGCACUUAAAGAGUCAUUUUGAAGGAAAGAAACAUUUAUGUGACAAGUGUGAUCAAAAGUUUGACACUCAAAAAGAAUUGAAUGACCACACUGCAGAGCAUGAUGGAAAUUUGAAAUAUGAAUGUGCUCUUUGCAAGCUGAGGUUCCCCUCCAGCGUAGCAUUAGAGGAUCACGCAGCUGGUCAUUCUGAAGAGCUGCAAUGUGAACACUGUAAAAAGACGUUUAAGCUUAAAAUCAAAUUCAGAAAACAUGAGAUAGACUUUUUGAAUAAAAACAAAUGUUGCGUAUGUGAUGGAGACUUUCCAUGUAGGGCUGUUUUAGUACAACAUGUUAGGAAUAAGCAUGCAGCAGCAUUGCCGGAGGAGCGGCCUUUUCAAUGCAGUUUGUGUAAUAAGUGCUUCAAAUGUAAGCAAAAUCUGCUUGGGCACUUUGAGUCACAUGAAGAAAAGAAGUACACCUGUGAAACAUGUGGAGCUAAAUACAGGAAUGAAAAGCAGUAUUUGAAGCAUGUGAAGGAGCACGAGGACCCGAGCCAGUGUGUGUGUAAGGUGUGCAAGUUUACGGUGAAGCGUCCAUCUGCCAUGAGAUCGCACAUGAGAAUUCAUGAGCAGGAGGCUGCCAUUAGGGAACGGAUGCAGCACACCCAGCCCGACAUGGCUAGCAUUAACAAACAGAUGCAGCACGCUCAGCCUGACAUGACUGCUGUCGCAGAACAGAUGACCAGUGGCCAGUAUUACAUGGCUGAUACUCAAUGACUGAACAGUAUUCAUAUAGGCUGGUUGCUCUGUUUGUAGUUUUUCAUAUACAUGCCUGUUGUCUGAAAUAUUGUUCUCAAUGAAUGUUGUUUAUAUUUACUUCAUAAUUGUUCUCAAUUAAAAUCAUUGAAAAUAUUUGCUUUAAUAUUAAUGUUGGCGGUACACUUUAAUCUGUACUGUGUACGGUUCUGUAAAUUUCUUUACUCUUCAUCAUAUUUUAUGAUCAAGUCAUCAGAUUUUGUGAUGUACGAGUAUGAGAUGAAAAUAUGUUGCACUUAAACCCCACAGGGACUAAUACUUUUUUGAUGGAUAUUUAAGUCUUUAUUGAAAACAUUGGUAACACAAAGUGAUAAUGUCAAUCAAGCAAUUAAGUUACAGCCUUUUGUUAAAUGGCGUUAGUAACCCAUUUCAAAACUGUGGUCUUCAAAUGCAAUAUUUGAACAUAUAUAUCAUUUUGCUCAAGCGUUCCAGUCGUCAGUAUCUUGGUUUUAACACUCCUAAUGAUUUGCCACACUUUAUUUCGUAUUAAAGAAAUGCAUUUUACAAACCAUGGACGAGUCCCUUUAAAGAUGAUUUUCAAAUAAAUGCCACAUCCUGGCAAACAAGUAUUUACUCUGUUUACUUACAAAUUUAAACCAAUUGUUAAUUACGGAGGAUGAUUUUAUGGUAAUUUUAUAAUUCCAUGUUCAUGUUUAUGUUUCUGCAUUUGAAGGAAUCAAAUCCCAUGAAGAUGUUUUCACGUUGUUUUUUAUUGUGAUACAGUGUAGAGCAGUGUUGUCCAUUCAAGCUAGUGAGCAAAGUAAAGACAUAGUUUAUAUGCUUUAAUACUAAAAUUGAGCAUAUCUUAUCAUUUGAUACUAUGAUUUAGUUGUAAGUUAGUUUUCCUGGUGUGACUGUAUAUUGUUAUUGUCUUGCUGGAAGUAAAGUGUUGUGAAAUAUAAUUUGUAUCUUUGUAUAUUAUUAUAUUGUUUUUGUCAUAAUAAAAAUCAAGUCAAUAAGAAACAUUAGCCACAUGGUAUGGUCGCAAAAUGAACUUUAAAUAGAUUAUGGAAAGGACCAUCGUCGAAGCAAACAGAUGUGAUGUAGCCUAUAUAUUACAGGUACAGUUCAUGCACUGUUGUGCUUAUCUUUAUUGAAGUCUGAUAACAAAGGGCUGACCCCUUAGCACAGGAGAUAUGAUAUACAUGGAGCUCGAUGACCUAUGAGACAAUGUCAUAUGGUAACAAAGCUGGUAGGGAAGGGGCACUGCAGGGGAAAGGGGGCGUUCAAUGAAUUAUCUACUAGUAAUACUGUAAUAUGCAAACCUUGGUCACUGUGGCUAAUUAGAAUUGUAUUUGGCUUAUGAUUGGAUUCUGAAGUGUAUUAUUUGUGUUCUUGUAUACAUUAUGACAGAGACAAAAAUAUACCAUACUGAGCAUCGUAUUACCUGAACUAGAGCAUGUAAUUUAAGGUAAUUGUUAGUUGUUUACAAAAAGCUUUGUUUUCAACGCUGAGAUACCGAGCACAAUACUGCUCACUUAUUGUGGAACAUCCCUCCGCACAAAUGAUCUUUUUUUUUUAUCUAUUUAUGCCACUGUGACACACAUUUAUCGAAGACAUUAUCUCGACCAUCGAGGCAAUAUCGAGCACCAUCGCAACAUUCAAGAGGACUGACAGAAGUCUCGCAUUGUCAUUCUUCAACAGCAGUAGCAACGGACGUUAGCUAACAUCGCCGUCAGAACUCAUAUACAUCACUCAUGAACAUGUACACUCUGCUGCUGCUAGCCGGAUGUGUGGCGGUGUCCAUGGCCGCGCAGUGCUGCGUGCCGCCUCAGUGGACCAGCCAGGGAUCCUUUCUGACCGCUAUCGUCAGGGACGGCAAGCCGUACUACAGCAGGGGUUCAUUGGGGAUAGCCUUUGACGCAGUCCGUAAGCGUAUCGGCCAGCUUGAGAACAUCGAGAUCAACGGCAAGACAUCCCUUAAUAUUGGAGUUCUCCUAGACUUCAUGGCGAACACGAAAUGGGUGGUGAACGCACAGACAGGCGACUGCUAUAAGAUGGCCCUCAACAGGGACACGGAAGACUUCAUGGGAUGCGUGUCAGAGAACGCGACGCUUGUGGGUAACCAGGACGUGGUCGGGUUCGGUAACAACGACAUGUCGCUGAACACGUAUAUGAUGGAUUACGGCAACGUCCGCGUGUACACCAGCUUGACGUCAGAUAGCUGCGUCCCCGUCGUUGACACCAUCCGCGGAGAAUUGGACGGAAACAACUUCAUCCAGAACAUGCACUACUUCAACGUAAGUGCUGGCCUUCCCACGGAGGACCCACUGGUCGUGCCACCACAUGGCUGUGAACGCGCCGUCAACUUUAUGCCAUCAUUUAAUUACCAGAUGUCUGGGGGUUUGAUAGGUAAACGUUCCGUGUUCAACUAGAGAUCUACCUCGAACUGACUCUUUGUGCUCAUAUAUAUGUGGUUGUAUGUUCUAUUGCUUACUGUAUGAUUUGUGUCAAUAAAAC